This is a messenger RNA of Vigna umbellata (rice bean), 1282 nucleotides long. RefSeq names its product ubiquinol-cytochrome C chaperone family protein. The record is from RefSeq and is a predicted model, not a curated record. Gene Ontology annotation, biological process: mitochondrial respiratory chain complex III assembly. Lineage: Eukaryota; Viridiplantae; Streptophyta; Magnoliopsida; Fabales; Fabaceae. Gene Ontology annotation, cellular component: mitochondrion.
AGCUGGUCGCAUAUACCCGGUCCAUCGUAGUCCGGUUUAAACCAACUCCUUUCAAGUUUCGUUUCUCAUAGCCGCUGAGUUUGGUCUGUGUCCAGAGAAUGUUACGAAGGUGGAGCAAAGUAGUUUCUCCAAUCUCCAAAUUUGGAUCGCAGAGCCAUCUUUAUUUCGUCAAGAAUGUCACGUGCCAAAGCUACGCUGGGGUUGCACCCGCGCCCAUGAUAGAGGACAAACCUCAAUCCCCUGCGGUUAACCCACACAAAAUGUUUUGGUCUAAACCCUGUUCGCUGGCCCUGCCCCCUGACUCACCCCUCAGAGUUGAAGAACCUAAUUAUCAGGGCAUCAAGCGUUUCAUGCUCAAACUCAUGAUGUUUUAUAGUAAGCAGAGCAGGUCAAUUCGAGGGGCUAAUGUUGUGUACCAUAGAAUCAUUUCACAAGUUGAUAAACCUCCCAUUUAUGAAGUUUUUAACUUGGAGAAAACAUUCAAAACAACGUUCUCUUUACUUGUACUUCAUAUGUGGUUAUGUUUGCGUCGCUUGAAGCAAGAGGGAAAUGAGGGUGUUGAAUUUGGGCAAUAUCUUUAUGAGAUUUACAAUCAUGAUGUGGAGCUAAGAGUGUCCAAAGCUGGAGUUAACCUACUACUGACUAAGUGGAUGAAAGAGCUCGAGAAGAUAUUUUAUGGGAACAUUGUUGCCUAUGAUACUGCAAUACUUCCAGAAGCCAAACCGGGUGAUUUCUCCAAUGUUAUAUGGAGGAAUAUAUUCUCUGAAGAUGGGUCUUCAACAGAAGACGAUGCUGCAUCUCAAUCAGUGCAGGCGCUCGCCAGGUAUGCUCGCCGGGAAGAAAGUUGCAUGACUUUAACAGAUAUAGAAGCACUAUUUUCAGGGAAUUUCAUGUUCACCUCAUUGAAACAUGAGAACGGAAGAGGAAAGAGGCCUCAAUGAUUAGUGACGAUUUCUAAAUUGUGAUUCGGUGAUUGAAAAUACACGCUGUUAUUUUUUUACCUUUCUUAACAAAAAGUGUUGAAUAAUUAUGACAAAAGGCUUGUGUCCUUCUCCGUAAGUCUUUAUACCUGAUUAGCUUGGUGUCUAGAUACUAGAUUUUUUUCAUAUUCUUUGCUCUGUAAAACAAGAGAAGAAAGAGUUGGGCGUGAUUAAAAAGUGUCACUCUUUCUUUUUAAGGUCCUCUGUUCUUUACAGCGUCUUAGCUGCUAUUAACCAGUUGCCUUCGAAACUGAGUUUAUAUGACAGUAAUUAAUGAUAUCCAUAAUUUCUGUUUGUGAUAA